This is a messenger RNA of Asterias rubens (European starfish), 15703 nucleotides long. RefSeq names its product dynein heavy chain 6, axonemal-like. Gene Ontology annotation, cellular component: dynein complex. Gene Ontology annotation, biological process: microtubule-based movement. Gene Ontology annotation, molecular function: dynein light intermediate chain binding; minus-end-directed microtubule motor activity; ATP binding. Lineage: Eukaryota; Metazoa; Echinodermata; Asteroidea; Forcipulatida; Asteriidae. The coding region runs from base 114 to 12755 and encodes 4213 amino acids. The transcript has 71 exons. The record is from RefSeq and is a predicted model, not a curated record.
AUGACGAUUGAAACGAAUUUAGUUGUAAACAAACAAUUAUUUGAAAGAUAAAGAUGUACAUUAUACCGGAAAACCGUCAAAACAGUUAUCAGAAAUCCGUCCAUUAAAAUAUUAUGUCGCAGCCCAUGAAUAACACAGCCGCGCAGCGGCACAACAAUGUAAACGGUAGUCUGAACGGGAGUAUGAAUGGCCACUCGUUCGGACUCCCAGGGGUGGACCAGGACCAGCUUCAGAAGCGCUUGUACUCAUACGCACCCAAACAGGUAUCAGAGAACAAGACAGCCUUGAAGUUUAAGAGGAUAACGCCAGCUCAGAAGAUCACCCGGGCAAAGCCCACCUCUACCAAGUUGGAACCACUGCCUGGCCUUGCUAGAUUUCAGGAGCGUAAUCAGCCGGAGUUCAUCCGACGCAAAGCAGCAGAAGAGCAAGUGGCAAGGGGUCUGAUCAAUACUCAAUCUCAGGGUGAGCCUGAAUCCAAGAAACUGAGACGCCCUGACUCUGUGGAGCCCUUAGAGAGGCCACCCAGUGCCACCCCGCUACCCGAUCUUCCAGAUGAACUCCGACAAAAACAGGAAUCCUUCGCUGGUGGGCCGCUCAGGUCACCGACCCCACCCAAGGAGCCCAAACCCACCAGUCCCAGACCGGGGCACACAAGGGGUGCCACUGUCAACCUUCCCAUCUCUCAGGGUUCAGAGGAGUUGGAAGGGAUGAGAGACAUCAGUGAGAUCAUACGACUUGUCCGACAGAAACCCAAGCUGGGAUUUCUCUACAUGUCACCAGCAGUCCCGAAAGCAUCUGUGCUGUACCAUCCAUACAACCUCAAAAUCGUCGACCACAAUGGGAUAAACCACAGUGACUACUACACCAUCAGCCGCAAAGGAGUGACCCACAUGCAGCCCAACGAGACCGUCUUCACAGAUCUGGACCGCUGGGAGCAGGAGUAUAUGUACUACAUGAAGCUCAUCAAGAUCCCCACGUUUGCACUGUUCCGCAAGUGGAAGGCCUUCAUGACGUGGCGUAAGAACGUUUCCUCGCGGAAGAUCGCUAACUGCAAGAAGCAGCUGCAGGAGAACUUGUUUAUUGUCAACCCGUCACUUCGACCAGCACUUCUAAAUGUGCGUGAGAUGUGCUAUCGUAUCAGUGACAUGGGACUCUGCAAGGUGGAGAAAGGAAACACGUACACUCUGAACAAUUUUACCGUCGCUCAGUUCGCUCAGCUCAACGAGGUUGCCGGCCGAUUGGCUGAAUUCAGGGAGCUGGUGAAGGAAGUUGUGCGUAGCGCGUGUCGGACGGCACUUCUAGAGGCAGGAUUUACUCCCGAUGAUUACUUCCUGGAUGCAGAAAGCCCUGGAGGAGAGGAGGGUGGUCCCCCCGGCACCGCUGCUUCAAGCUAUCUGAUGCAAAGUAACUUUGACAUGGAUAUCUAUGGGGACGCUCCAGACAAAAUGACGUACACUGAGCAGGCCAAUAAACGUAGUCACUGCAGACGACUCACAUGCUUUAUCCGUCUUGCUGACUAUCUGAUUGUGAACACAAUGCACGUACUGGCCGUCAACUCGGUCACCACGCUACUGAACUACCUGAAGGAACAGCUCCAGAACACCCCAUCUCAGGCUCAGAUACAAGGCAAAGAAGAAGACAAGACAGAUGAUGCUGAAGAUAAGGGCACAGCUACCUUGGCUGCUGCCUCCAUGGCAGGGACCAACACAGUCGGCUUCCACGACGACGCCAUCGACCACUCCCUUACGCCGCUAUUCCUGACAGAGUUUGUCCUGGAGCCCAUCCAGAUCCUCUUUGCACCGGAGCUGGAUGAGUAUCAGGAUGGUAUCGCCGAGGUCAUCUCAGAGUUCCAGAACUGCGUGCUGGGCGUCAUCAACCUGGUACCGGACAAUUACUUUGAUGCAUUCACGAGACCAAUUAUUAAUGGCAAGUUUGAGGAGAAGACUGCCGGUGAUGGACCGAGUCUUACAGCCAUGUUUGAGGAUGACAAACAUCUUCAAGGAGUCAUUCAGAGCCUCAGGGACUGUAUUACCAAAGCAUUUGAUGCAGCCAAGCAGUACGCAGACACCUUUGAACCAUUCAGGGAGUUCUACAGAGAAAAUGAAAGCCUGGAUAUUGAAGCCAUGAGAGAACAAGAUCAUGAUGUGGAGUUUUUCUCUGAGGCAUUGGAGCGCUACAACAGACAGCAUGCUGGUGCCGAGGCUAUCGUACUCAGACGUUCUAUCGGGAUGCUGAUGGUAGAUGCUGUGCAGAUGAGGAACAAGCUUAUCCCGUCUCCCAUGCGCUGUUUAUAUGUGAUCAACGACAUGCUUCCCAAACUAGCCAAGAAGAGAGUAGAUGAGCUGAUUGCUGAGGCACAGGAUGCUCAGUACAAGCUGGAGAUCCUACCAACCACCACCACGGAGUUUGUAGAAGCUCUCACCUUCCUGGACAAGAUACAGGAAAGGAUCGACCCACUGGAGGCAGAAGCCAUCAUCAUCAAAGACAUGUACGAUCUGAUCGAGCAGUACACGGUCCCGACACCCCCGGAGGACUUUGCAGUCUACCAGACCCUCUCCCCGUCAGUCACGGCCGUUCGCAACGCCAUCGACAAGGCCGUGGGCGAACGUGACGCCAACGUGGACAAGUUCUGCAACCACCUAGACAAGGACAUCUCAGAGUUGAACAAAGAUGUCAAGAGCAUCAAGCAGGAAUCUCAGAACCCAAUGAUUCUGGACUCAAACGCUGAGCAAUCAAAGGUCAACGCCCUUCUGAACAAGCUGGGAACCAGACUAGAGGUGCUGCAGAAGACAGCUUUCCUGUACAAGUCCUAUCAGAAGAACUUUAAGGUAGAGGUGACCAAGUACGAGGAGCUUGAAGAGACACACGCUGAGCUGAAACUCAAACAGUUACUCUGGGAAUCAUUGGAUGAAUGGGAUACUAUUGCUGCUCAGUGGACUGAUUGUGAUUUUGACAGUCUUGAUCCAGAGGAGCUAUCAUCGACGGUAGGCAGGUUCGGCAAGUCAGUCCACCAGCUUGAGAAGGGUCUACCUUCCAAUCAUGUAGUCCCUAAGCUGAAGGAGAGAGUCGAGGGCAUGAGAGAGAAGUUGCCGGUGAUCACCAACAUGCGCAACCCGUCGCUGAAGCAACGUCACUGGGAGGCCAUCGAAAGCAUCUUGAACUUCAGCAUCAAGUCGGAGGACUCUAUCACCCUGGGUUUAUUGACCAACCUGGAUGCCUUCAGUCACACCGAGGAAAUAGAAGAAGUAUCUGGGCAGGCGUCAAGUGAAGCGGCUCUCGAGACUCUGCUUAAAAAGGUUGAAGAUGCUUGGAAAACGACUGAAUUCACCGUCCUCGGUCACCGUGACUCCAAAGACGUGUUCAUAUUGGGCGGAACAGACGAGAUUCAGGUCCUUCUUGACGACAGCCAGGUGAACAUGUCUACCAUUGCCAGCUCCCGUCAUGUUGGACCCAUCAAGCCGAGGGUAGAGGAGUGGGUUCGUAACCUGGGUCUGUUCAGCGAGACGCUGGAGGAGUGGCUGAACUGCCAGAGGAACUGGCUGUAUCUGGAGAGUAUCUUCAGUGCACCUGAUAUACAGAGGCAGCUACCGGCUGAGGCUAAGAUGUUCAUGCAGGUUGACAAAUCUUGGAAAGAAAUAAUGCGCAAAGCAAACCGACUGCCGCUGGCAAUGCGUGCCGCCACACAGCCAGGCCUCCUAGAGACCUUCAAGAAUAAUAACUCCCUCCUAGACCAGAUUCAGAAGUGUCUGGAAGCCUACCUGGAAUCCAAGAGAUGCGUCUUCCCAAGGUUCUACUUCUUGUCCAAUGACGAGUUGCUUGAGAUUCUGUCACAAACACGGAACCCUCACGCCGUCCAGCCUCAUCUCAGGAAAUGCUUCGACGCUAUUGCUAAGCUAGAGUUUGGAAGUACGGGAGCUCAACCCUCUGAUGGAAAGAUAUCGCCCUCUGGUGACAAAGAGGAAGCUGUAAAGACAUCCACCAAUGACAUCCUGGCCAUGGUCUCACCGGAGAACGAGGUUGUCGGCCUCGGCAAGGGCCUGAAGGCCAGAGGCAACGUAGAGGACUGGCUGGGUAAGGUGGAAGAGGCCAUGGUGUCUUCUCUCCGUCGUCUCACCAAGGCAGCGCUGACCGACUACGAAGCCCGCCCUCUGGAGGAGUGGGUAACGCAGCACGCAUCCCAGGUGGUGUUGACCGUAGCGCAGACGAUGUGGUGCAGGGACGUGAUUGAGAUCCUGGACGGGGAUUGCGAUCGCAUCGAGUUGAUGAAAGAAUUUGAGCUGAAGAAUUUUGAGAGUUUGAACCGUCUUGCCGCCAUGGUCCGCGGCGACCUCACCAAGCUCGUACGCAACAUUAUGUGCGCGCUCAUCACCGUCAGUGUGCACGCCCGUGACAUCAUCACCAGUAUGGUCAAAAAUGGUGUGGACAACUCCAACAACUUCGAGUGGGUCAAACAGAUGAGGUACUACUGGGACUUGGAGUUGGAUAACUGCGUCGUGCGGAUGUCCACGUCACAGUACGUGUAUGGUUACGAGUAUUUGGGGGCUUCAGCACGUCUGGUCAUUACCCCAUUGACGGAUCGUUGUUACCUGUGCCUCAUGGGAGCUCUCCAGCUGGACCUCGGGGGUGCUCCAGCCGGCCCGGCUGGAACCGGCAAGACAGAGACGACCAAGGAUCUGGCCAAGGGCUUAGCCAAGCAGUGCGUGGUCUUCAACUGCUCCGACGGUCUGGACUACAAGAUGAUGGGUCGAUUCUUCUCCGGCUUGGCCCAGUCCGGCGCCUGGUGCUGCUUCGAUGAGUUCAACCGAAUCGAUAUUGAGGUGUUGUCUGUCAUCGCGCAGCAGCUGAUCACAAUCAGAAAUGCAAAGGCUGCCAAGGUAUCACGGUUCAUGUUUGAAGGACGUGAGAUCAAGCUAGUAGCGUCUUGUGCUGCAUUUAUUACCAUGAAUCCUGGCUAUGCAGGCCGUACUGAGCUUCCUGAUAACCUGAAGGCUCUCUUCAGACCGAUCUCCAUGAUGGUACCAGACUACACUCUGAUCGCCGAGGUCAUCCUAUACUCUGAAGGUUUCGAGUCCUCCAAGACAUUGGCUCGUAAGAUGACCCAGAUGUACAAACUCUGCAGUGAACAGCUGUCACAGCAGGAUCACUACGACUUUGGGAUGCGUGCGGUCAAAUCUGUCCUGGUGAUGGCCGGAGCGCUCAAGCGCGGCAACCCUGACCUAGGAGAGGACAUUGUGCUCAUCAGGGCACUGCGUGACAGCAACCUGCCCAAGUUUCUGGCCGAUGACGCUGUGCUGUUUGGGGGCAUCUUGUCCGAUCUGUUUCCCGGCUCUGUUCUCCCUGAGCAUGACUACGGUACCCUGCAAAGCUUCAUUGUACAGAGCCUCAUCGAUAAAGGCCUACAGCCUGAGGAGUGUAUCAUACGCAAGGUGAUCCAGCUGUAUGAGACUAUGAUUGUACGUCACGGUGUCAUGCUGGUUGGACCAACUGGAGGCGGGAAGACUACAACGUAUGAGAUCCUACAAGAAGCCUUGACUGAGCUUCACAAGGCGGGUGAGGACAGUCCAUACUACCAGCCAGUCAAAACCUACAUCCUCAACCCUAAAGCUGUGUCUAUGGGUGAACUGUAUGGAGAGGUCAAUAAACUGACCCUUGAAUGGCAGGACGGUCUGAUGGCUACUAUAGUCCGCAUCACAUCAGCUGAGACUACAGAAGACCAUAAGUGGAUCAUCUGUGAUGGUCCCGUGGACGCCCUGUGGAUUGAGAACAUGAAUACCGUUCUGGAUGACAAUAAGAUGCUCUGUCUCGCUAACAGUGAACGUAUUAAGCUGUCAAACUCCAUUCACAUGGUGUUUGAGGUGCAAGAUCUGGCCGUAGCCUCCCCUGCCACUGUCAGCAGAUGUGGUAUGGUAUACAUCGAUCCCGGAGAGCUAAAAUGGAUGCCGUACGUCAGGACUUGGAUCGCAGACUUCAAGGGCAAGGUGAAGGAGGAGACGUUCACGUACAUCUUGGAGCUCUUUGAGACGUACGUAGAGGACGGUCUGAGGUUCACCUCCAAGAAAUGCAUCCAAGCUAUCAACCAGGUGGACAUUAGCAAGGUGAACACCCUGUGCUGUCUCCUGGAGGUUCUAGUCUUCAAGGGUAGCUUGGACUUGAGGAUGGAAACAAACCGUCUACACUCGUUGAUCUGCACUACCUUUGUCUUCUGCUAUCUCUGGUCUGUAGGAGGCAACCUGGUGGAGGGCUGCUGGGACCUGUUUGACACGUUUGUCCGCAAUCAGUUUGAGGACAAUGGCGACGCAAAGUUGAAUUCCAGCGGUGAUCUAUGGAGCUGCUAUAUCGACUUUGACGCCAAGCGGAUGGACCUUUGGGAGAAGGUUAUCCCAGUCUUUAAGUACGACCCCGAGGUGCCAUUCUUUGACAUGCUGGUACCCACCAUGGACACUGUACGCUUCGGCUACCUGAUGGAGAAACUACUAGCCGUGAAUCGCUCUGUUCUCUUCACUGGUACCACUGGUGUGGGAAAGUCUGUGAUUGCCAGAGGUCUAUUGGACAACAUCAGUGAGAAGGCAAACUACGUCCCCGUCUUCAUGAACUUCUCUGCUCAGACUACAAGUAUCCGCACUCAGGAGAUCAUCGAGGGCAAGCUGGAGAAGAAACGCAAGACAAUCUUAGGUGCACCAGCAGGGAAGCGUAUCAUCAUCUUCGUGGAUGAUCUGAACAUGCCCAAGUUGGAUACGUAUGGUUCCCAGCCUCCCAUUGAGUUACUCAGACAAUACCAAGACUUCAGAGGUCUCUAUGACAGAGAGAAACUGUUCUGGAAAGAUAUUCAGGAUGUGACAUUGUCUGCAGCCUGUGCCCCACCAGGCGGAGGACGUAACCCUGUAACACCUCGACUCAUGAGACAUUUCAGCAUGUUCUGUGUACCCACCGCAUCCGACCACAGUCUUAAACACAUCUUCAUGUCCAUCAUCAACGGAUUCUUGCAUGACUUUCCCCCUGCUGUGAAGCAGACCUCUGAGGCCAUCGUGGGUGCUGCUGUGGAGAUCUACGGCCGUAUGAGCACUGACCUGCUGCCCACACCUGCCAAGUCCCACUAUGUCUUCAAUCUCAGAGAUUUAUCCAAAUGUGUCCAAGGUGUGUUGCAAGCCGACCCAGGAGUGAUCCGCGAUCAGGUGGGCAUAUUCCGCCUCUUCUGCCAUGAGUGCCAGCGCGUCUUCCACGACCGCCUCAUCAACCUAGAGGACAAGGCCUACUUCAAUGAGAUCAUGGCUGAGAUGGCCGGCAAGCACUUCAGCCAGAACAUCGAGCCAGAGGCGUUCGUCAAGACACCGAUCAUCUUCGGCGACUUUAUGAAGAUGGGAGCGGACGAGAGCGACAGACUGUACGAGGACAUCGCAGACGCCAACAAGCUCAGGAACGUCUUGCAAGAUUAUCUUGAUGACUGCAACAUGGCGUCCUCAAAGGAGAUGAAGCUGGUCUUCUUCAUGGAUGCAGUGCAGCACGUUGCCAGGAUUGUGCGAAUCAUUCGUCAGCAGCGUGGUAACGCACUGCUGGUCGGCGUGGGUGGUACCGGUAAGCAGUCCCUGACAAGACUCGCGGCACACAUCUGCACCUACAGGUGUUUCCAGAUUGAGCUGAGCCGUGGCUAUAACUACGACUCGUUCCACGAUGAUCUGAAGAAGCUUUAUGAGAUGGCCGGAGUGCAGAACCUCAACACUGUCUUCUUGUUCACGGAUACACAGAUCGUUGUGGAGGAAUUUUUGGAAGACAUCAACAAUAUUCUGAAUUCCGGUGAAGUGCCCAAUCUCUUUGAGGCGGACGAGUACGAACGUGUCAUCAUCGGGGUGAGACAAGCCGCUAAGGAAGCAGGCGUAUCGGAGGGCAACCGAGAUGAGAUCUUCAACUUCUUCAUCAACCGGGUGCGCCAGAAUCUGCACAUCGUGCUGUGUAUGAGCCCUGUGGGUGACGCGUUCAGGUCGCGUUGUCGCAUGUUCCCGUCGUUGGUGAAUUGCUGCACCAUCGAUUGGUUCACAGAGUGGCCACGUGAGGCUUUGCUUUCCGUGUCGCAGACAUUCUUUGAGUCUGUGGAUCUUGGCGAGGAAGGAAUGAAGAAUAAGAUCGCUGAGAUGUGCGUUGAGAUUCACACCAGCGUGAGUUCCAUGGCCGAGCGUUUCUACGCUGAGCUGCGUCGUCGAUACUACACCACCCCUACUAGCUACCUAGAGCUCAUCAAUCUCUACCUCUCUAUGCUCUCAGAGAAAAGAAAGCAAUUAGUGAAUGCACGCGACCGUGUCAAGAACGGUCUGACCAAGCUUCUUGAGACCAAUACCUUGGUCGCUGACAUGGAGGUGUCUUUGACUGCCCUGGAGCCCGUCCUGAAACAGAAAUCCAGCGACACUGAGAAACUGAUGGAAAGGCUGGCCGUGGAUCAAGAGAAAGCCGAUCAGGUACGAAAAGUGGUUCUCGAGGACGAGGCAACGGCCAAGGUGAAGGCGGAAGAGACCCAAGCCAUCGCGGAAGACGCCCAGCGUGACCUGGAAGAGGCCCUCCCCGCCCUGGAUUCUGCUCAGAAGGCACUGGACUCCCUGGAUAAGAACGACAUCUCUGAGAUCAAGGUGUUCAACAAGCCACCGGACAUGGUGCUUACUGUCAUGGAGGCAAUCUGUAUCCUACUGGGAGUCAAGCCUGACUGGCCUUCUGCCAAGGGUCUACUAAGCGACCCCAACUUCUUGAAGAGGCUCAUGGAUUACGACAAGGACAAUGUUCCCGACUCUCUCCUCAAGAAGCUCAAGAAGUACAUCGAAAAUCCUAGAUUUGUUCCUGAUGUGGUUGAGAAAACAUCAAAGGCUUGUAAGUCUAUGUGCAUGUGGGUGAGAGCAAUGGAUCUGUACUCCAAAGUGUUCCGCACAGUGGAGCCAAAGAAAAAGAAGCUGCGUGAAGCAGAGGAAGAGCUAGCUGCCACUAUGUCAGUGCUCAAGGAGAAGCAAGACAAGCUGGCCGCCGUGGAGAGUCAGAUCGCCGAGUUACAGGCCUCCUACGAUGCCAGCGUCAAUGAGAAAGAGACACUGACUAAGAACAUGGCCAAGACUGCGGCUAGAUUGAAGCGUGCCGGUAAACUGACGACGGCUCUUGGAGAUGAACAGGGAAGAUGGCAGGAGAGUGUACAGGAGUUCCAGAAAGAGAUAGGCAACGUUGUCGGCAACGUCUUCGUGGCCGCAGCUUGUGUGGCCUAUUUCGGUGCCUUCACCAGCUCCUACCGUAUUGAGCUCGUCCAGCGCUGGACUGACCGAUGCAAAGAGCUUGAGAUCCCUGUAACAGACGACUUGAGUCUGCUCAAGGUCUUGGCCGAUCCGUUUGAGAUCAGACAGUGGAAUGCAGAUGGUUUGCCCAGAGACAACGUGUCUACAGAGAAUGCCAUCCUUGUCACCCGUGGGAGGCGCUGGCCUCUUAUGAUUGAUCCCCAGGACCAGGCCAAUCGCUGGAUCCGUAACCGUGAAGCCAAGAAUGGUCUGAAGGUGAUCAAGCUGACCGAUGGUAAUUUCCUUAGGACAUUAGAGAACUGCAUCCGUAUCGGCAUGCCAGUCCUUCUAGAAGAGGUUGAAGAGAGUCUAGAUCCCUCCCUGGAACCCAUCCUGCUCAAGCAGACGUUCGUACAGGGUGGCCGUCUCCUCAUUCGUCUCGGAGACAGCGACAUCGACUACGACAAGAACUUCCGAUUUUACAUGACAACCAAGAUGGCCAACCCUCACUACCUCCCUGAGGUCUGCAUCAAAGUCACCAUCAUUAACUUCACUGUCACUAAGUCUGGACUUGAAGACCAGUUGCUCAGUGAUGUUGUGAGACUGGAGCGUCCUGACUUGGAGGAGCAGCGGAACCAACUGAUUGUCCGCAUCAACGCUGAUAAGAACCAACUCAAGGCCAUCGAGGAUCGCAUCCUUAAGCUGCUCUUUGAAUCUGAGGGCAACAUCCUGGACAAUGAGGAGCUGAUUGAUACGCUCAAUAAAUCUAAGGUGACAUCCGGUGUAAUCAGCACCCGUCUGAAGGAGGCAGAGCAGACUGAAGAGAAGAUCACCCUGGCUCGUGAGAAGUAUCGAGUAGUCGCAGCUAGAGGGUCCGUCAUGUACUUUGUUGUGGCCUCCCUGGCUGAGAUUGACCCCAUGUAUCAGUACUCACUCAAGUACUUCAAAAAUCUCUUCAACCAGUGCAUAGAAAACAGUGAGAAGAGUGAGGAUUUAAACACUCGGCUCCAGAUCUUAUUGCGUCAAACCACCAUAGCUGUCUACACAAACGUCUCAAGGGGUUUGUUUGAGGUGCACAAGUUGGUGUAUUCCUUCAUGCUUUGUGCUGAUAUCAUGAGGCAGGAAGACAAGAUUAAACAGACUGAGUGGAACUUCUUCCUGAGGGGUACAGCUGGCGUGGAAAAGGAGCAUCCAUCCAAGCCAGAUAUACCUUGGAUAAAUGACUAUGUCUGGAACACAACGUUUGAUUUAGACGACUCAGUGCCUGCCUUCAAAGGGUUACUGAGGGAUCUGGUGGCUACCCCAAUCUACUGCAAGAUGGGUCGUCUCGAGGUGACACCCAACCCUGCAUCUUGGGAGGGCUACGGUCCGGUACCCCCGCCCUAUGAACCCCCACCACCCCCUGCUGAGGGCGAGGAGCCGCCGGCCGCUGUGGAGGAUGACAAAAAGGUCAAAGGUCACUGGAAUGACCGGCUCACCAGCUUCCAGAAACUCAUGCUGGUCAAGUGCUUCAUGGAAGAAAAGGUCGUGUUUGCCGUGACUGACUUUGUCAGCGAGAACCUCGGCAAGGUGUUUGUGGAGAGCCCUGCGGUGGAUCUAGCCACCCUCUACGAGGACAUGACGCCCUACACACCCCUGGUCUUUGUGCUGAGUACCGGCUCGGAUCCCAUGGGUGCCUUCCAGAGGUUUGCCAAGGAGAGGGGCUUCAUGGAGAGGAUCCAGGCCAUCUCAUUGGGUCAGGGACAGGGUCCCGUUGCAGAGAAGAUGAUCGACAUUGCCGUGAAGAACGGCGACUGGGUGUUCUUGCAGAAUUGCCACUUGGCUGCGUCCUGGAUGUUGGCCAUGGAGGAGAAGAUUAAAGAGCUAGGAGAGCCCGGAGCCGAGAUUCACGAUGAUUUCAGACUCUUCCUUAGCUCCAUGCCGACAACUAAGUUCCCUGUCUCUGUCUUGCAGAACAGCGUCAAAGUCACCAACGAGCCCCCAAAGGGCCUCAGGGCUAACGUCCGUCGAGCCUUCUCGGAGAUGACAUCUCAACAGUUUGAGGAACACAUUCUAGGGAUCAAGUGGCGCAAGCUGAACUUUGGUGUCUGCCUGUUCCACGCCAUCAUUCAAGAACGGAAGAAGUUUGGGCCUCUAGGUUGGAAUAUCAAGUAUGAGUUCAACGACAGCGAUCGAGAGUGUGCUCUUGAGAAUCUGAGGAUGUUCCUGGCUGAUGGAGAGAUCCCGUGGGAUGCAUUGAUCUAUAUCACAGGAGAGAUCACUUAUGGUGGGCGUGUAACGGACGUCUGGGAUCAACGAUGUCUACGCACAGUCUUAAGGAGGUUCUUCGCUCCAGAGACCCUGGAUCUAGACUACAAGUAUUCAGAAUCCGGUAUUUACUACUGUCCUGACCUGGAUACUCUGAGUGAGUAUCGACACUACAUUGAGCAUCUGCCCAUCAUUGAUGAACCCGAGAUCUUUGCUAUGUUCGGAAACGCUAACAUUUCAUUCCAGCGGCAAGAGACCCAGCAGUUGAUUGGUACAAUCUUGGAGGUUCAACCUCGGAUGGCCGCUGGUGGUGGUGGUAUGAGCAACGAUGACAUCGUCUUUGAACUAGCUGAGAACAUUCUCUCCAAGCUGCCCGACGUCUUGGAUAUCGAGUUGGCUUACCAGGAAAUGUUUAAGGUUGAUGCUAAGGGGCGUAUUAAUUCCCUGACCACCGUGCUGUGUCAGGAGGUGGACCGUUUCAACAUUCUACUCAAAGUCAUUAAGGACUCAAUGCGUACCAUCCAGAAAGCUAUUAAGGGUCUAGUGGUGAUGUCUGAGGAGCUGGAGCGUGUCUACCACAGCUUCCUCAAUAACCAAGUGCCAGAGAUGUGGAGUAACGCAGCAUAUCCCUCUCUCAAGCCCCUCGCCUCAUGGGUUCGGGAUCUCCAGCUCAGGGUGGCUUUUGUUGGGCAUUGGAUUGUUCACGGUCUGCCCAAGUCAUUCUGGCUCUCUGGGUUCUUCUUCCCUCAAGGUUUCUUGACCGGCACUCUCCAAAACCACGCUCGCAAGUACGACUACCCGAUCGAUCAGCUGACAUUCCGCUUCACGGUGUUGCCUAACUACCGUGACCAAGCCACAGUGGCUGCCCAAGAGGACACGCUGUCGUUCGGACAGACCACUGACUCCGACAAAGAGCAGCCAGAGAUCGAGGCGGGGUCCGACCUUCCGUCGCCAAAGGACGGCGUUCUGGUCCAUGGAUUAUUCAUGGAUGCAUCUCGCUGGGACGAUGAGAAGAUGGUGAUCACUUCACCCAAACCGGGAGAGAUGAACCCGCCCAUGCCAGUCAUGGUGAUGGAGCCCGAGAUGAACUUUGUACCCGACGAGGCGGACUACAUCUGCCCACUGUACAAGACUGGCCUCCGGGCUGGGACCCUGUCUACAACAGGACAUUCAACUAACUUUGUGGUGUCCGUCCAUCUUCCAUCGGACAAGCCUCAAGACUACUGGAUCUCCAAGGCCUCGGCUUUGCUCUGCCAGCUCAACGAAUAAACGUUUUUUACCGUAAAUCGUCAUGGGGCCAUUUUGUCACACUCCGCUUGUAUGCCCAAAAUCCGGUGUUAAGCAGCUUUACGAAAGUGGGCCCAGAAAAAAAUGCCUAGUAAGUCAUACUUUUGUAACCGGUGUCUGGCUCCUUUGUUUUGCUUUUUAAUAAGCGGUGAAAUUUUGCACAAGACAGAAAUGAUGACGGCAAUUUAUAGAUUCAUUAAGUAAAGAUGGUCUACUACAUGUAGAUACAGGAAACAAGACAAUGGUGGCUGCAUAUUGCGCCGUCUACAGAGCAGUACAAUAAAAGUGUUUUUGUACAAUAAUUUCACUGAAACUUGCAUGACUUGUGAAGAAAAAAAGGUUUGUACAUAUCUAAUAAUCCAUUCAUGGUAAUAUCAGAAAACCGGUUCAGUGCCUUUUUAAAAAUAUUACUGGAUUGUAAAUAGUCAAAGCAAAUGCACAGAGAAUAUUAUCUUUCAUAUGUUUUUCCUCAAGAGUAGAUAGAUCUGUUUUAGUUCACAUUAUUCCAGCAAUAAGCUUUAUACUAAUGAAACAAAAUUAUUUAAAUGAUUUGGUUAUCAAAUGUUAAACCUGAUUGGAAUUGUAACAAACGUGUGUGCCUUAAAAUGCUAAGGAAAUUGUACUAAGCUUUUGUUUUUUCUUUUUAACAUUUGGAAGUUAUUUAUUGAAAUCGUUUAGGGCAACUCAGUUUUGACUCUUUCAAUCUGAUGCCUUUAUACAUCAUUAAGUCUUAACUUGUUAGGAGAACUUUAAUAGCAAUGAUUUAUUGGAGCAUAAAAGUGAUCUUUAUUCCAUCUCCGUCCAAUUAUAUUCAACUUUAAAAGAAUUUAUAUCAACAAUAUUUGAGACUGACUCAAUAAAUAUAUUUUCUUCUUAUACAUUAAUUAUUGCAUUGGAACCUGAUUUAAGCCUUACAUUCCAUCCAAUCUGUCAGGUACAAAAGUGUUUUUCUUGGUUUUUUUUUAAAUACCUUAUAUUAUGUUAAAUUUCUAAAAGAUUUGUUAGGAAUGUAAUGAAGUUUAUUUGAACGUACACUUACAAUGUUGACUUUAUACUUGUUUACAAAGAGUUAACUUGUGAUCUUCUACAAUGGCUUGCAGGUUCCACUUCUGUAAAUCAUUCCGCUUUCCGUCCAGCAUUUGGUUUUAACCUGAUUCAUUUAAUGGUGUGUGAAACCUUGUACAUUAAAACAUAUGAUGUUGUGAACAAUAAGGAAAAAUGGUUUAUCUUUCGUCUGUUCUGCUAACUUUUAGACCCUAAAAUUACAACUUGAAAAUUUGCAACAAUUUCAUAAAAUUAAUGGACUUGCCUCUUGAUGGACUUGCCCCUUGUGAUUUUUUUCAAAUUUUGGCCUAUUUUUCAGGUUCCAAUAUUUCCAUAAACAGCUUGAAUCAUUGGUCAAGUAAUAUAAAAGGGCAUUAGUAGAGCCUACUGCAUAAUUUGAAAGCCUAACAUUGCAACUUCAAAAUUCGCCAACAAUUGCUAAAAAAGGCUGGAUUUUUUUAAUUUUUGACCUAAUUUCAAAGUAUCAAUAUUUUGCUAAAUAAAGCUAAAAUGUACAUGUAGGUCAAGUUAAAUAAAAUGGCAUUAGUAGUGCCUAUCAUUUUAGAGCCUUAAAUUGCAACUGAAAAAUUUGCAGAAAACUGACAAAAAUGCUGGACUUACCCCUUGUCGUUUUUUUUUUCAAUUUUUCACCUUAUUUCAAAGUAUCAAAAAUUCUCUAAAUAAAGCUUCAAAUGAAGUUCAAGUUAUAUACAUGACAUCAGUAGAGCCUACUGCAUCAUUUUAGAGCGUAAAAUUGCAACUUAAAAAUGCUGGAUUUACCCCUUGCGGUUUUUUCAAUUUUGGACCUACAUGUACAUGUACUUUCAAAUUAUCAAUACAUGUACAUGUGUAUUUUUCUAAAUAAAGCUUAAAAUGUAUGUCUAGUUGUAUAAAACGGCAUUAGAAGAGCAUAAUGCAUCAUUUUAGAGCCUAAAAUUGCAAUUGAAAAAUUGAUAAAAAUGCUGGACUUACGUUUUUUUUAAUUUUUGACCUAAUUUCAAAGUAUCAAAAUUUCUCUAAAUAAAGCUUAAAAUGUUGGUCAAGGUAGUAGAGCCUACUGCAUCAUUUUAAAGCCUAAAAUUGCAACUGAAAAAUUGGCCGUAAUUGAAAAAAAUGCUGGACUUACCCCUUGUGAUUUUUUUUUUCAAAUUUUGACCUUAUUUCAAAGUAUCAAUAUUUCUCUAAAAAGAGCUUAAAAUUUUGGCCAAGUUAUGUAAAAUGGCAUCAGUAGAGUCUACUGCAUCAUUUUAGAGCCUAAAAUUGCAACUGAAAAUGUUGCCAAAAAUUGAUAAAAAUGCUGGACUUACCCCUUGUGUUUUUUUUCAAUUUUUGACCUAAUUUCAAAGUGUCAACACUUCUCUAUAAAUAAAAAAUUAAAUGUAGGUCAAGUUAUAUAACGUGGCAUUAGUAGACCCUACAGCAUAAUUUUAGAGCCUAAAAUCUCAUCUAGAAAGUACAUGCAAUCUUACCAUGACUACGAGUAUUUGUGCCCGGCGAAACAUGAUGUGUACAGUUUUUUGUCACACAGGGCGGUUUGAAUGUAAACAUACACUGUAGGUUACAUUGUCUAUAAACUCUUGUAUAAAAUAGUUCUUAUAAUAUUGAAAAUAUGUGAUUUACCAAUUUGGAAAAAAAGUUACCUAAAGUCUGAUUAGGUACAGUAUUCUACACUUAAAUCAAACUAACUUACAUGUAUAAAUAUAGGUUUUCUCGGUCAAAUUCGGCAAACGAGCAGUCAAUUUCAUUUUCAUGCGUUUGAAUUAAAGCUGUUUUGCCUCUCCAGUUGUUACAAGCGUCUGCAAAUUUGAACGCUGCUUUGAUGAAUUAUUAAAGUGAAUGAUUAUUUUGUUAAAUCGAAUGACGCAACAUUACAUUUGACAAAUCAU